This is a messenger RNA of Heteronotia binoei (common prickly gecko), 1200 nucleotides long. It is a transcript of the gene MEA1, whose product is annotated as male-enhanced antigen 1. The transcript is spliced from 4 exons. Bases 145 to 678 code for a protein of 177 amino acids. NCBI's taxonomy places the organism in Eukaryota, Metazoa, Chordata, Lepidosauria, Squamata, Gekkonidae. Gene Ontology annotation, biological process: spermatogenesis. The record is from RefSeq and is a predicted model, not a curated record.
AAGAAGCUGUUGUUGUCAUGGUUACAGCUCCUCCCAUUGCGCUCAGUUAUGACAACAUCCUCAGCCGCCGUAUUAUGCCUUGUUGCUUCCGGAGAUUGAGCUGGAGGGAGGCGGUGGAGCUGGAAGACGGUAUCUAGCUUGUGCAUGGCCUUGGAGCCGGUCAUAACUCUGAGAAUGGGUCCAGAAAGGAUCUGUCCGAAUGAACACGAAGAGGUGGGGCUACAAGAGACAUCUGAUGGAACUCCUGAUCCUGCUGGAGAAUGGAGUAGUGAAGAACCAGAGGAAGAGGAAGAAGAAGGCAGUAGUCAUGGCUACUUGUAUCAGCCACUGAACCAAGAUCCAGAUCAGGGACCAGCAACAGCUGAAGAAACAGUACCCAGCACAGAGCCAGUCAUUGACAUCCAUGAGCGACUUCAGGCUAUGAGACUGCACCUGCCUGAUCCGCCUGCGGACAGUGACGAGGAAGAAGGAUCCACAGCUCAGAGCAGUCGAAGCUCCAUCCCUAUGGAUCCAGAACAUGUGGAGUUGGUGAAACGGACAAUGGCUGGAGUCAAGCUUCCCACACUGGGAAUACCUUCAUGGGCCAAUGAGAUCUCAGAUGAUCAGUGGCAAGCCAUGGUGCAGCGAACACUGCAAGCCCGGCAAAAUCCAGUCUGUUCUAGGCCAGAAUGCAAAUGAAGAUGCAGAGCCAAUAGUAGAUUCCCUGCCUAGAAAGGAAAGUUUUUGCUAUGAAGUGCUGCACUUUAAAUCUGUCUUUCUGUGAACUGGUCAGGUAGAAACUUACCUUUCACCAGCAUUGAAGCUCUGUGUUCUUGUUACAUUGAAAAUGUGGCUCUAUUGCAUCAGUUGUUUGUAACUCUUAAUUGUAGCUAGCGGAUAGUGGUGACUGUCGCAGGGGUCUGGGCUAUGAGACUAUUUUCUAGCUCUUAAAAGUAGGCCAUUCAAAUGUCAGCCCCUGUGAUAGGACCCUUCUUCCUUUGACAUGCAUGGUGUAGCUCUUUUGUCUCUCCCUCCCAACUAGCUUAUAGCCUAAAGAGCUAAACAGGGGCCAUGAGGUGGAGUCCAGGGUGUCAUCUUUUCAAGAGAUCCAUUUUAUUUAGUUCUGUACAUACAGGGACAUCUGUACAAAAUCCAACACUGUCAUACUAUGUAAUACUCUACUGAAAAUAAAGUACACCAUAUGUACAUAUGAUCUGUAAA